This is a messenger RNA of Clonostachys byssicola, 1050 nucleotides long. Lineage: Eukaryota; Fungi; Ascomycota; Sordariomycetes; Hypocreales; Bionectriaceae. The record is from the annotation of a GenBank genome assembly.
AUGUUCUUGAGCGCUUCGCGAUGGAGACUGUCACGCAGGUUCCUUUCCAGCCGCAGAUUGGUCCCCAUCGCUCUCAUCUUGGGAUUUGCGCUGGUCUUGACAUUCUACACGAUCCAUAUACAAAGUCUACACGAUCCCAGAUUCUAUGAAAGAGUUUCUUUACAGGUACCACAUGAUCCUGCAUCGCUCAGCAGCGGUCUGGCACAGUCUCCUCGUCAGGGGGAUCACCUGAUCCCGCACAAGAUCUGGCAAAUCUUUCUCACGCCGCCGGAAAUAAAAGAAGCGCGACCAGAAAUCCCCCAGAAGCAGCGCGAUUUUAUCGAGAGCUGGAAGGUGAAUAACCGGGACCAUGAAUACCACCUGCUCAGGGACAACGACACAGUCGCGUUCGUCCAGGAGAACUUCGCCCAAAAUGAAGCCCUACAGAAGAUCUUUGCUGGCAAGGGAAGCGCGGCCAUGAAGUCGGACAUCCUUCGCUACCUACUGCUAUUUGCCAUUGGCGGCGUAUACACAGACCUGGAUACAGUCGCAUGGAUCCCAAUUGAUUACUGGGCCCCGAGGGAGUACCGGAGCACCGCGCGCCUGAUCAUCGGUAUCGAAUUCGAUCGGCUCGAGGACGAGAAUUGGAAAGGCGUCCAUCACGAGCUGCAGUUUUGCCAGUGGACCAUCGCUGCGGCACCUGGUCAUCCCAUAUUCAGCGCCAUGGUGGCAAGAGCGUUGAAGCUCUUAGGAGAUCUCGAAGAGUCUUACGGCAAGCCAUUUGCCGAGAUCAAACCAACUACAAACGAUGUAUUGACGACAACUGGGCCAUCCGCAUGGACGGAUGCAGUGUUUCAAGAGCUACAAAAGAUCGAUCCAAGUCUAAAAUCUCUCAGGGAUCUGUCCGGGUUGAAGAAGGAGAAGAUGAUUGGUGAUGUCUUAAUACUGCCGAUCGACGGGUUCGGAGCAGGACAACGCCACUCUGGCAGCACUCGGCUUGGUGUUCCACCAGCCGCAAGAGCUAAGCAUAAGUUCCACGGAGUAUGGAAGGGUAGAGAAAGUCGAAUUUGA